AUGUCAUCCUCCCCAGAUGCCCCAAUAAUCCUCUCCACCCAAGGCAAAAUCGCCAUCAUAACCCUCAACCUCCCCAAAAAGCUCAAUGCCUUGACUCAAGACCUCUACUACGAAUUGGCGAUGAUCCUCCGGACCGUCGCCGAGAAGCCCGAAAUCUACAUCACGAUCCUCACUGGCCGAGGGCGCUUUUUCUCAGCCGGCGCAGACGUCACCCAAUCCACCGUCGGCACCGGCACCGACAUCCGGCGCUCCUCCCUCCAAACCUUCGUCGCCAACAACCUCGACGUCACGAACGCCUUCUAUACACACCCGAAGAUCCUGAUCACGGCGCUCAACGGGCCCGUGGUCGGCCUCUCCGCCGCCUUAAUCGCCUACUCAGACUUCAUCUACGCGCACCCCUCUACUUUUCUCCUCACGCCAUUCACGAGCUUAGGCCUCGUGGCUGAAGGCGGGGCAAGUUAUGAAUUCGUCCGCAGACUUGGGGUGGCGAAGGCGAACGAGGCGCUCAUCAUGAGUAAGAGACUUAGUGUGGAGGAGUUGGUUGGGGUGGGGUUUGUGAAUAAGGUGUUUGAUGCUGAAGUGGGGACGGGGACCGGGGGUGGGGAGGGGCAGUUUUUGGGGAAGGUGAUGGAGGAGGUGGAGGAUAGGUUGGGGGCGCAUCUGAAUGAUGAGAGUUUAGUGAGAGUGAAGGAGUUGAUUCGACGGCCGCAUCGGGAGAUUCUCGAUAAGGCGAAUUUUGAGGAGGUUAUGGGGGGUUUGAGACGGUUUAGUGAGGGGGUGCCGCAGGAGGAGCUGGCGAGGACGGGGAGGGGGGAGAAGAGGCACAAAUUGUGA
Molecule: messenger RNA, 834 nt
Organism: Bacidia gigantensis
Lineage: Eukaryota; Fungi; Ascomycota; Lecanoromycetes; Lecanorales; Ramalinaceae
Exons: 2
Coding region: 1-834 (277 amino acids)
Biological process (GO): fatty acid beta-oxidation
Cellular component (GO): peroxisomal matrix
Source: RefSeq, a predicted model, not a curated record